GUGACCCCACCGCCGCCGCCGCCGUGCUCGGCCGGCGACUUGCUCCGGAGCGACCUCACUGCUGCACCUCGGCCUCGCUGCGGCGAGGUCCUCUUCCUUCUCCUUCGUCGCGCUUCUGGAGAUCCGUCCUCGUGUCUGGUUUUGUUCUGGACAGGAAGGAAAGAAGGAAGAACAGAGGGUUGUGGCGUUUGUUGGAGUGUUGAAGGUGGUGAUUUUGUGGUGUGGUGUUGCAGUUUGGUUGGAGCUUGGAGGAGUUUAGAGGGAAGAGUUGACAAUGAGCAGCCGCAGCCCACCGCCGAAGGACCGUAGGAUGCGUACUGAACGCACCUCGUACCGUGACGCACCAUACAGGAGGGACAGCCGCCGUGGUCCGAGCAGGUUCCAUAAUGAUCUGUGUAACAAUUGUAAGCGUCCUGGGCAUUUUGCUAGAGAUUGCCCCAAUGUGGCUGUCUGCCAUGCCUGCGGGCUUCCCGGGCACAUUGCAGCUGAGUGUUCUUCCAAAGAUAUCUGCUGGAACUGCAAAGAGCCUGGCCACAUGGCUAACAGCUGCCCAAACGAAGGGAUAUGCCGGAACUGUGGCAAGUCCGGCCACAUUGCCAGAGACUGCACUGCUCCUCCUGUGCUGCCUGGAGAAGUGAUUCUUUGCAGCAACUGCUACAAACCAGGGCAUUUUCGUGAGGAAUGCACCAACGAGAAGGCCUGCAAUAACUGUAGGCAGAGUGGUCACAUUGCCCGUAACUGCACCAAUGACCCUGUUUGCAACCUAUGCAAUGUUGCUGGCCAUUUGGCCCGUCAGUGCCCCAAAGCUGAUACAAUCAAUGAGAGGGGUGGGCCUCCUCCCUUCCGUGGCGGUGGUGCUCCCUUCCAUGGAGGCAGUGGUCCAUUCCGUGGUGGGUACAUUGAUGUGGUCUGCCGGGGCUGCAACCAGGUUGGCCAUAUGAGCCGUGACUGCAUGGCUGGUGCCUUCAUGAUCUGCCACAACUGUGGUGGCCGUGGCCACAUGGCUUAUGAGUGCCCCUCUGUGAGUCUCAUGGACCGGUUCCCCCCGCGCCGUUACUGAAAGACUUCCAAGGGCGUGUUCAGAUGACUGUUCUUUUCAACCCUCUGCGUCAUGAAUACUGAUAUUCAUUUCCUUUAUAUUUCUGAACAAUAACAGAUUCUAGUUAUUUCAGCUUCAUAUGUUUGUCAGCGUUAGUUGUAAUUCUGGGAUCGGCUAUUUAACUGAUGUUCUGUUGAGGAUAAUAUUCCUAGAUGGAAUACUACUUGUUCUAGUGCUUAUGAAGUAAAAGUUGAUGACUCUUGUAAGUUUGAAUCUUAUUUCAAAUUUCGGAAAUUGGAGCCUGUGUCAAGCUCUAAAGUUUUA
Phragmites australis (common reed) is the source of this 1363-nucleotide messenger RNA. Its product is annotated as zinc finger protein GIS2-like. Gene Ontology annotation, molecular function: zinc ion binding; nucleic acid binding. The record is from RefSeq and is a predicted model, not a curated record. The transcript has 4 exons. The coding region runs from base 275 to 1060 and encodes 261 amino acids. NCBI's taxonomy places the organism in Eukaryota, Viridiplantae, Streptophyta, Magnoliopsida, Poales, Poaceae.